This is a messenger RNA of Aspergillus novofumigatus IBT 16806, 1513 nucleotides long. RefSeq lists its product as uncharacterized. NCBI's taxonomy places the organism in Eukaryota, Fungi, Ascomycota, Eurotiomycetes, Eurotiales, Aspergillaceae. The record is from RefSeq and is a predicted model, not a curated record. Bases 371 to 1183 code for a protein of 270 amino acids. The transcript has a single exon.
CAACUGUUGGAGAGUCUCGACUCUCGAUGCGUGGAAGACAUGGCGACUUGCUGGUCCAUUCCCAGGUGGAUUCUCUUAAAUACUGAAUUCCUCCCUCCGCGCCAAUUUCCCUCUCUCUUCUCCCCUUCGUCUACCACCACAGUCCUUCCCUUUGACAGCUUCCUGUCGUUCCUUCAUUCCAGUCUCCAGCCUCCAGCCUUCUCUUGGAGCAUCAGUCAAUUCUUCAUACUGCUGCGCAGUCUCUGUCUGUCUAUCUGACUGAACCGCAUUCCUUCCUUCACUCAAUCGAUCUAUCAAAAACCCAGUCGAUAAAUUCGAUAAACCACCUUCUCUACAAAAGAACAAUCGCGUUGAAUCAUAUACUCUCGCAAUGGCUCCCAUCUUCAAGCCUCUUGCGCUCGCUAGCGCUCUUUUCGCUGCCAUCAGCUCGGCCGCCCCUGUCGAUCUUAACAAGCGUGAAGUGGACGUGGUGUGGACAACGGUCACGACUGUCGUCUGGACCACCGUCGAUGUGACCACUACCAUCUACCCUACUCCGCAGGCUCCCACUCCCCCUGUCGUUGAGUCUACCCCGACCCCGACCCCGUCAGCUGCUCCCGAGCAGCCCAAGCCGAUCGAGGCCUCUACACAGCCCGAGACCCCUGAGCCUCAGCCGACCCAGCCUUCUGUCGCUGCAUCCACCCCUGUCGCUGCUGCUGCGGCUGCUCCUGCUGCUCCCGCCCCUGAAGAGCCGGCUCCUCAGCCUGCGCCCGCGGCUCCUUCCACUUCUACUACUUCCCAGGCUGCCCCGUCCCCCCCGCCAGCUGCUAACAGCGGCAACAGCGGCAGCACUGAAAAAGCCGCCAGCAGCGGAUACAGUGGCCCCUGCUCCAAGGACUCCCCCUGCGUUGGCCAGCUCACGUUCUACGACACGGCUACCUCCGCCAGCGCUCCCAGCAGCUGCGGUUUGACCAACGACGGCUUUUCCGAGAAUGUGGUCGCGCUUCCCGUGGGCAUUAUGACCGACGGUGACUGCGGCAAGACCGUGACCAUCACCUACAACGGUAUCACCAAGACCGCUACCGCCGUGGACAAGUGCAUGGGCUGCGCGCCCACCGAUCUAGACGCGUCCCGGCACUUGUUCGGCGAGCUGGCUGAUUUCGGUGCGGGCCGUAUCAGCGGCAUGUCGUGGUACUUCAACUAAAGCGUUGAUCGCUUUCUUGAAUUAAAGGACUGUAACGUGUUCGGACUUUGGGACAAUCUUUUCUUCCCUCCGCUUCUUAAACUUAUCUUCUUCCACUCGCUCUUUUGACCUUUUUAUACCAAGACGAAUCCAUGAGCCACAUUGGCCUCGUGGAUCGGUUUAUGUUCAUAAGAUGUUGGUCAUCUUUUUCAAGAGCCAAAUUCUUUUUUUUUUCUUCUUGCUGCAAUGAGACAAGCGAGGAAGCAGCCAAUACGAACACGCAAUUGCUUGCAUUUCCGGCCAGCUCGGAAUGGCAACUGCAGUCCUUUGUUCUCCUUUUUUUUUUUUCUU